AUGGUCAUCGCCCCAGACCCCAGGCUCCUAAACGUCCCGCGGGGAGAGAAAGGCCCCCGGGCUGCUGACGCGGGUCCUCCGGCUCUCCUUCCCCCAGACCAGAACGAGUGCAUAAUCGCCAACCCCGCCUUCGUGGUGUACUCCUCCAUCGUCUCCUUCUACGUGCCCUUCAUCGUCACCCUGUUGGUCUACAUCAAGAUCUACAUCGUCCUCCGCAGGCGCCGCAAGCGGGUCAACACGAAGCGGAGCAGCCGGGCUUUCAGGGCCAACCUGAAGGCCCCGCUCAAGGGCAACUGCACUCACCCCGAGGACAUGAAACUCUGCACCGUUAUCAUGAAGUCCAAUGGGAGUUUCCCAGUGAACAGGCGGAGAGCGGAGGCUGCCCGCCGAGCCCAGGAACUGGAGAUGGAGAUGCUGUCCAGCACCAGCCCCCCCGAGAGGACCCGGUACAGUCCCAUACCACCCAGCCACCACCAGAUGACCCUCCCCGACCCGUCCCACCAUGGCCUCCACAGCACCGCUGACAGCCCCGCCAAACCAGAGAAGAAUGGGCAUGCCAAAGACCACCCCAAGAUUGCCAAGAUCUUUGAGAUCCAGUCCAUGCCCAACGGCAAAACCCGGACCUCUCUCAAGACCAUGAGCCGCAGGAAGCUCUCCCAGCAGAAGGAGAAGAAAGCCACCCAGAUGCUCGCCAUUGUUCUCGGCGUGUUCAUCAUCUGCUGGCUGCCCUUCUUCAUCACCCACAUCCUGAACAUACACUGUGACUGCAACAUUCCGCCCGUCUUGUACAGCGCCUUCACGUGGCUGGGCUAUGUCAACAGCGCCGUGAACCCCAUCAUCUACACCACCUUCAACAUUGAGUUCCGCAAGGCCUUCAUGAAGAUCCUGCACUGCUGACCUGUGGCCCACCUGCACGGCAGCCCGCUUCCCACCUCCCUGCCCGGGGAGCCGUGGACAGGGGGCGGCCGGGCGGACUAGGCCUUCUCUCUGCCCCGGCAGGCCCUGCAGUGUUAGCUUGGCUCCAUGCCCCUCGUGCUCGCACACCCUCACUCUGCCAGGGUAGUGCUCGGGAGCCAGGCGCCGUGCCAGCCCUCAGGCUGGACCCCUGGCUCAGGGGCAGCUCAGAGAGCCCCCCCCACCUCGAGGCCCUCUCGCCUUGGCACCAAAGACGCAGCCGCCUUCUCUGACCUUUCUCUGGCGUCCUGGGGUCGCCAGGGCCGGAGGCAGGGCUCAGAGACCGUGCUCUCUGUUGGGUUCGGCUUGGUCCUCACAGGCCGAUGCCGGGGCGGGCAGUGGGGAGGGAUGGACAGGUCACACCCCACAAGGCCAUGCCCAGGAAGCCAGAGCUCCUGCCAAGGCCCCAGGCAAUGCAGUUCUGGGAGACCCAUGUAAAUACCAGACCACAGGGUGAACCCCAGAGGAGUCCAAGCCAAAAAUCUUCACUCGCUCCCUGUCCUGCCCGACAGGAGUGGGUCCUGCCCGGCCCCGCUCCAGCACCCACAUGGUUUCCGUACCUGCUGAGGGCAGAAACCCAGGUCUUGAAGGGCCCCAGGGACGUCUGUGGGGAGAGGAACCUCCCCCAAGCCCACUCUGCUGCCUCCUGACAGACUCGGCGCAUCCUUUCUCGUAGCAACUGUUGGGCCAGGCUGGGAGCAGGCAGGGAAGGCGGGCUUGUGACCACAUCUGGGGCCUGGGUUGGGGUGCUGGAGGUUCUUUGGGGGGCUGCCUCCUGCCACACUCUGCCACAACCCCCCUCUUCUUUCCCUUUUGCCUCUUCUCUCUCCCUUUCCCUUUCCCUUCCACUGUCUCCGCCUUAGAGGAACCUGUGGCGAGGGGGCUGCCGAAUACCCCUUGGCCUGGGCUGGCCCUGCCCUGAGGGAGGAGGGGAAGCUGCAGC
Molecule: messenger RNA, 1897 nt
Organism: Leptonychotes weddellii (Weddell seal)
Lineage: Eukaryota; Metazoa; Chordata; Mammalia; Carnivora; Phocidae
Source: RefSeq, a predicted model, not a curated record